AUGUAUUCUCAGUAUUGGAUAUUUCUUAUUAUAAUUAUUUUGAGUAAAGGCAAUCGAACACAUGAACCAACUGAAUUACAUAUUGGUGCUUUGUUCGAUUUUGAUCAUUUAUCAAAAGACAAUGGUCGACAUGAAUUACAAGCAGCUACAAUAGCUAUUAAUGAUAUAAAUCAUCGUCAAAAAGAUUUAUUUAAGGGACUUUAUACACUGACAUUAUUAUCAAAUAAUUCUCGAUGUGAUCCAAUUUAUGCUGUUGAUGCUUUCUUUCAUGCAAUAUUUCGUCGUCCACAAUUACAUUUUCUUGUUGGUACAUCAUGUUCAAAUGAAACAAAAGCUGUUAUUCAAGUUGCUGAUUAUUAUAAUUUAAUUUUAUUUUCCCAUUCAACUUCAUUUAUUUCUCAAGCUAAUGAAUCAUAUUCAACAUUAGUUCGACUUUCUGUAUUAGAUGAAAAUUAUAAUGAUGCACGUGUAGCUUUUAUUAAAUAUAAUAAUUGGUCACAUGUAGCUAUUAUUCAUCAAGAUUCAAUUGAACAUUCUCUUAUGAUGGCAAAAUUAGCUAAACAUUUAAAUGAAUCAAAUAUAAAUGUUAUACUUACUCAAAGUGCAUCAUGGCUUAAUCUUACAUCAGCAUUAAAAAAUCUUCAAGAAAAGAAAGCUCGAAUUGUCUUUGUUAAUUUUGAUACAUCAUCACGUGCUAUAUUUUUUUGUGAAGUAUAUCGAACAUUUAGUAAAGAAUUACGUGAACGUUAUGUAUGGAUAUUAACUGAAAAUGAUUAUGAUUUAUGGAAUUUUUCAAGAAAUAAUUGUACAAAACAAGAAAUUCUUCAUGCAGCUCGUGGUCAUAUUAUUAUUGAUAGUUCAUAUAAAAGAAAACAAAGUUUAAUUAAUCCAAAUAUGACAGCAAAUCAAUUACAACAAGAACUUCACUUAAAAGAUCAUCUCGAUAGACAAACAUUGCAUGCUUAUGACGCUGUAUGGGUAAUUGCGCUUUUAAUACGAGCAUCUAUAGAUCAUAAUAUAUCGGUCGAUGAAUUUACCUAUAAUUCAGUGCAUAUAAGAGAUAAUUGGUUAACUCUAUUAGAACAAUUACAUUUUCUUGGUGUUUCUGUAAGUAAAUAUUCAUAUUUAUAUAUAUUUAUCGAGAUAUAUUUUUUCUUUCUUUUCAUCUAAAAUAAUUUUUAUUUAUUAUUAUAAUAAAGGAAAUAUUUGAUUUAUAAUGUUUACUGUUUUCAUGACAGGAAAACCAAUGUAGAAAAUCGAAUUUUUGAUAAAUAUACCUACUAAGCUUAAUUGUUCACGUCUUUAUUAAGAUGGCUCUUCCGGUUUUAUUUGCAUGAUAGUAAAUAUUAUUACUAUGGAUAGAAUAAUCUUGUCUUAUUAAUAGAAUUUUUUUGCUUUUUUUCCCCCGAAUAAAUCUAAUCAAAUUUUCAAUUACAAAAAUCUAUUAGCUAGAUUUUUAAGUAAACUUUCUUUUUUUUUUUUUUGUAUAAAUAUUUGAUGUCAUUAUUGUCUGAUAUAGAAUUGAAAUAAU
Messenger RNA from Rotaria sordida, 1531 nucleotides. The record is from the annotation of a GenBank genome assembly. NCBI's taxonomy places the organism in Eukaryota, Metazoa, Rotifera, Eurotatoria, Philodinida, Philodinidae.